Messenger RNA from Owenia fusiformis, 1425 nucleotides. The record is from the annotation of a GenBank genome assembly. Lineage: Eukaryota; Metazoa; Annelida; Polychaeta; Sabellida; Oweniidae.
AACCUUAGAAGAAUAUCAACAACAGCAGGUUCAACAAGCAGUACAACAACAACAGCAGCAACAACAGCAACAGCAGCAGCAGCAACAACAGAAUCCCGGUGCCCCUACAGUCGUAACUACAGAUCCCUCACAACAACCCCCACUCAAGCCAGAUCAUCCGCCUACAUAUAGUCCCCAGCUACAGCCAGUGCCCAAUGGAGGAGCUGCAGUGGAGCAGCAAACAGUAAGUCAAACAGAACUGGAGGGUGGUGAAGUCCAGAUGCCCCCAGGGGUCACAAUCAAUCCAAAUGUACAGAUGCCAGCCAAACCAGAGACCCCAGGCCCAAAGAGACUACAUGUAUCAAAUAUUCCAUUUAGGUUCAGAGAGGCAGAUCUAAGGCAAUUAUUAGGACAGUUUGGAACUAUAUUGGAUGUUGAAAUUAUAUUCAACGAAAGGGGAUCCAAGGGAUUCGGUUUUGUAACUUUCCAAAAUAGCGCUGAAGCCGAGAGAGCACGUGAAAAACUGAACGGAACUGUGGUUGAGGGGAGAAAGAUCGAGGUUAAUAAUGCCACAGCUAGGGUUAUGACCAAGAAAGCAGUUGUGCCAUCCCCCCAGGUUGGGGUUGGUGUUGGGGUCAUACCAAAUGGAGACUACUUACAAUCAGCAGCUUUAAGAGGGGUAGCAUUGACCAGAGGGAGAGCACGAGGUGCUGCUAUGUUAGCCACUCCUGCAGCUCAGAUACGGCCAACUCUUGCCACAGCCACAGGCUUGCCAUAUGCCACGAUGGGUCUCAGUGGUCUUCCAGAUGCACUGAUACAACAGUACAGAACUGGUGGUGUGUAUCCGGGCACAGAUCCAUUUUUAGCAGCGUAUGCUGACCGUUACCAAAUGCAAGUGACUACACCCACCCUGCCUUAUGCCGCCGGAUAUGCUACGGCCACCCGUUACGCAGCUAUUCCCACGGUGGCUAAUGCUGCCACUUACGCGGCCGCAGCAACUGCAGGGUAUGUGAAAAAUCAAACUGACACGUCCAGAAUGGCUGUUGGGUUACAAAGUGCGUAUGGCCGUGAUCCAGUCACUGCAGCAUACACUUCAGAUCCCUACAUAGGACACAGUAUAGGCCCUGUAGCUGGUUAUGGGGUAAAGGCUGCCGUGUAUCGAGGAGCGUACCAACGGUUUACGCCCUAUUAGCCCCCUUCCCAGUCAGCGAGAAACAUCACAUGCAGAGAAAGUGGGAGUGAAUUACCAUCAAUAAUGUGAAGACAAUAUGGGAGAUCCAAAUAUUCAGAUCUUCCCAAAAAUCUCACAUCAGGAACAAUCAGAAAUACUCACCAAAGUUAACUUCAGUUCAUUAUCUCUAUGUGUGAGUCGUAUAUAUUUCCUGGAUUCGACGGAUGUUUAAUUUCAGGUUUUGUGCCAUGAUGUAUCAACUAUGGUGAUGAUAC